Molecule: messenger RNA, 776 nt
Organism: Mesitornis unicolor (brown roatelo)
Lineage: Eukaryota; Metazoa; Chordata; Aves; Mesitornithiformes; Mesitornithidae
Gene: NUDT1
Product: nudix (nucleoside diphosphate linked moiety X)-type motif 1
Exons: 3
Coding region: 2-472 (156 amino acids)
Biological process (GO): DNA protection
Molecular function (GO): 8-oxo-7,8-dihydroguanosine triphosphate pyrophosphatase activity
Source: RefSeq, a predicted model, not a curated record
CAUGUACACGUCCAGGCUCUUCACCCUCGUCCUGGUGGUGCAGCCGUCCCGCGUCCUCCUGGGCAUGAAGAAGCGUGGGUUUGGAGCCGGGCUGUGGAACGGCUUCGGGGGGAAGGUGCAGCCCGGGGAGAGCAUCGAGGAGGCUGCUCGCAGGGAGCUCCUGGAGGAGAGUGGACUGACUGUGGACACCUUGCAGAAGAUGGGUCAGAUCACAUUCGAAUUUGUAGGCAACUCUGAACUCAUGGAAGUUCACAUUUUCCGGGCAGAUCACUUUCAUGGAGAGCCAACAGAAAGCGAGGAAAUGCGUCCCCAGUGGUUUCAGCUGGAUGAGGUGCCCUUCGAUCACAUGUGGGCAGAUGACAGCUAUUGGUUCCCCCUGCUGCUUCAGAAGAAGUUGUUUCGUGGCUAUUUUAAGUUCCAGGGACAAGACACGAUCCUGGAGCACACCCUGAAAGAAGUGGAGGAAGUUUAAGAAAACGGAAGCAUAACCCACAUGUGCUGCCCACAUUGGGCUGGAACACCACGAGUAGUACUUACAAGGGUCUCCUGCAAAGGAGACUGAUUUGCUGGGUCACUGGGAACUAAGGAAAAUAAGGGGGUUUCUUAGAGCAGAAAUAAAAGUAGUGAGAUUUUUCCAAGCUGUGGAGUCCCUGGCUGUGGUAUGCUUUAGUGGUUAUGUGGUCACAAAUAUUUAAAACUUAGUGAUAACCCUUUUCUUUGCAGGUAGCUACUUCUUUAACUUUUCCCUUGUGGCUGGAAAUUUUUUUCUAAUAAUA